AUACAUGCGAGAGGCCACCCCCUAUGUGAAGAAAGGUUCUCCUAUUUCUGAAAUUGGAUGGGAAACUCCUCCUCCCGAGUCCCCCCGCUUGGGCAACCCAACCAUCGAUCCCCUGUUGCCGCUCUCUCUCAACAUCCACCGAGACAAAAAGACCAUCCCGCUCAAAAUGUGCUAUGUGACGCGGAACAUGGCUAUGUUAGACCCAGAAAACAGGCUUGUUGAAGUUCAUUCACCGGAUGCCAAGCACACUCUGGUUCUAAGGAGUAAAGAUGCAAGCAGUGCCCAGUCCUGGUUCUAUGCUAUCCACUCCUGUAUCAGUGAGCUCAUUCCCAAAGUGAUCUCAGAGGUCAAAGAUCAACUGGGUAAAGCGGGAAUUGCUGGAGGCCGAGAAAUUAGGCACCUGGGUUGGCUGGCAGAAAAGGUCCUGGGACAGAAUGAGAAGCCUUGGAAAGCAGUGUUGGUUGUACUGACUGAGAAAGAUCUCUUGAUAUUUGAGAGCAUGCCGCGCAUCAAGGAAGCUUGGUCUACUCCGCUUCAUUCCUACCCUCUCUUGGCUACCAGGUACCUUCUCUUCUUUAGUCCAGAAAGUGUAUAUAUUUUUUAAGAAAUCUCAUUUGUAAAUUACUCAUUGGCCAUG
Python bivittatus (Burmese python) is the source of this 637-nucleotide messenger RNA. The record is from RefSeq and is a predicted model, not a curated record. NCBI's taxonomy places the organism in Eukaryota, Metazoa, Chordata, Lepidosauria, Squamata, Pythonidae.